AUGAGAAUCAUCUUGUCUGUCGGCGGUGGUGGAAAGGGUAGCGAGAACUUCGCUGCGGUUGCCUGCAGUCUUUCCAAGGUGGAGACCUUUGUGCGCACAGCCCGGGGGUUGGUUGACGAAUACGGACUCGAUGGCAUUGAUGUUGAUUGGGAACACCCUGCCGACUCCAAGCAGGGCAAAGACUAUGUUCGCCUCCUCGCUCGCCUGCGACAGGCCUUGCCUGCUCCUCGGUACGUUCUGGCCACUUGUCUCCCGGCGGGACAAUGGGCACUUCAGAAUAUUGACUUGUCCGAGGCUGAAACGCACCUUGACAUGAUCAAUCUAAUGGCUUAUGAUUUCUCUGGGCCUUGGAUCGCUGAGACUGGUCAUCAAGCCCAGCUCUACGGCACGCCCACCUCUUGUUAUCUGGCGGUCUCUUAUGUCUUGUCACAAGGAGUGCCUUCGCGAAAGCUCAUUCUUGGAGUUCCAACAUACGGACGCUCGUUCCUUGGAAGCAAUGGACCGGGUCAGGGAUAUACUGCCUGCGGCGGAGAAGAUGGUGUAUUUGAUUAUUGUGAUCUGCCUCGCCCAGGAUCUCAAGAGAUUUUGGACAACCAAGCCGGUGCUGCGUACUGCGUGGGCGGAGAUGGUGGAUUUGUCACGUAUGAUAUCCCGGCAACGGUCCAGCAAAAAGCACAAUUGGUCACGACGACGAAACUGGGGGGUUUGUUCUACUGGAACAUCUGCUCUGAUUCUCGUGGUCCACGAAGCCUGAUCGAAACUGGAUACAACACUUUGCAUGAUAUGUAG
Molecule: messenger RNA, 789 nt
Organism: Penicillium longicatenatum
Lineage: Eukaryota; Fungi; Ascomycota; Eurotiomycetes; Eurotiales; Aspergillaceae
Product: glycoside hydrolase family 18 protein
Exons: 2
Coding region: 1-789 (262 amino acids)
Biological process (GO): carbohydrate metabolic process; chitin catabolic process
Cellular component (GO): extracellular region
Molecular function (GO): chitinase activity; chitin binding
Source: RefSeq, a predicted model, not a curated record